Messenger RNA from Syngnathus typhle (broad-nosed pipefish), 1572 nucleotides. RefSeq names its product SKI8 subunit of superkiller complex (gene skic8). Gene Ontology annotation, cellular component: Cdc73/Paf1 complex. The transcript has 11 exons. NCBI's taxonomy places the organism in Eukaryota, Metazoa, Chordata, Actinopteri, Syngnathiformes, Syngnathidae. Gene Ontology annotation, molecular function: protein binding. The coding region runs from base 568 to 1485 and encodes 305 amino acids. The record is from RefSeq and is a predicted model, not a curated record.
AUUGAGGGCAAGUACUAAUUUUCAAGGAUGAGGGGACAUACAAGGAAUAGAAAGAGAAACAAUAAAGAUGAGUAAAAUCUUACAUGGUAGCAACUACAAUAUGUUAAGUUUGAUUAGUUAUUGUAGCAGAGGGUAUUUUUGUGUUGUCAAGUUGUGGGUCUCAGUACCCUGACAAUCUACAAAUAAAAAAUAUUUUUAGAAAACCACAUCAAAUCAAUACUUUGACUUUUACCAGGCCCUUUUUAACCCAAGUCAACAGAACAUACUGUCUGCAUCUCUACUCUCAAGCGACCAAGAUGACUCAGUUGCUCUGAACUGAAUCCGAACGUUGCGCAAACAUUAUCUUGUACCGCCGAUAGGGGCAACAGCGAGCAAGUUGACUCGCUCACCAAGCACCAACAGACACGAAGAAGAAGACGCGGAAGUGGUCGCCAGCGUAAUGUUGUUAUGGCGCCUCGCGUGUAAUUCAACUUGAGUUCCUACGAAUUCAUUCAAAACCUUUGAGAGGUUUUUCAAGUGUGUUUCUUUAGGUUGCUGUUAAGCUGGCUGUGCCGCUGCAAAAGAAAAAUGAGUACUCAAUACAGCAUCCUUUUUAAACAGGAGCAUGCACACGAUGAUGCAAUCUGGACAGCAGCGUGGGGUAAAAGUGAGGCGGACAUUUCAGAAACAAUUGUCACCGGCUCCCUUGACGAUAUGGUCAAAGUGUGGAAAUGGUCGGACGAGAAGCUGGAGCUGCAGUGGACGCUGGAGGGACACCAGCUGGGGAUCGUGUCCGUGGACAUCAGCCACGAUGCCGCCAUCGCUGCGUCCAGCUCGCUCGACGCGCACAUCCGCCUCUGGGACCUGGAGUCCGGCAAACAGAUCAGGUCUAUGGAUGCGGGACCAGUGGACGCCUGGACGGUCGCCUUCUCGCCGGACUCCAAGCACAUCGCCACAGGAAGCCACCUUGGCAAAGUCAACAUCUUCGGUGUGGAAAGCGGCAAGAAGGAAUACUCUCUGGACACCCGAGGGAAAUUCAUCUUGAGCAUCGCUUACAGCCCAGAUGGUAAAUAUUUGGCGAGCGGGGCUAUCGACGGCAUCAUCAACAUCUUUGACAUCGCCACGGGAAAGCUCCUCCAUACGCUUGAAGGGCACGCCAUGCCCAUCCGCUCCCUUACCUUCUCUCCGGACUCCCAGCUGCUUGUCACGGCAUCCGACGACGGCUAUAUCAAGAUUUACGACGUACAACACGCCAAUCUGGCAGGCACGCUGAGCGGACACGGAUCCUGGGUGCUCAACGUGGCCUUCUCUCCGGACAACACGCACUUUGUCUCCAGCUCCUCAGACAAGAGCGUGAAAGUUUGGGACGCCAGUUCCAGAGCGUGCAUCAACACCUUCUUCGACCACCAAGACCAGGUGUGGACUGUCAAGUACAACAGCAACGGCUCCAAAAUUAUCUCGGCCGGUGACGAUCGAGCCAUCCAUAUUUACGACUGUCCCAUGUGAGGCGACGGGUGGCAGGAGAGACUCCUUUUGUGUGAAUGAUGUUGUACUUGCUCAUGACAGUACAAUAAAUUUUGUUUUUUAAAUAAA